AACUGCCUAACAGGUUGCUUCAAGGAUUGGAGAGCAUGUAUGCAAAACUGCUCGGCAUCCAUCGGGUGCUGGCAACAUCUAAUAACAAUAUUUCCCAAUAAUAACAGUAACUAUUGUUACUAGUAGGAAUAAGUCGAAUUAGGAGGCGCGAUUUAGGCGGAACCUGGAAGGCGGCGGACAGGAUCCAGGACAUUCCAAGGCAGGCGUGGGCUUCCUGAGCCAGGAGCCAACCCUCCAGGAGCCAGGGGAGGGCCUGGGGCCGGAAGGUGGGGCGUGCGAGCGGAGGACGGAAGCUCGCCGCCAGGGUCCCCGUCCCUGCCCCAAGUCGUCAACCCCCUCGUGGGGAGCGCACCCUGGCGGAGGGGCAAGUCCCACACGGGCUUUGUUAUGAAUGAGAAGCUGCAGCCUUCAGCCCGCGGAGGGAACAGUGGGGGUCCGGGGGAAUAGCAGGGGACCCGGCGGCAACCAGCAGACCUCCCGGCAGCGCUGGCAGCCUGCGCUCGGGGGCCGCUGCCGUUCGGGCCCGCCACCACCCUCCCCUCCCUGCCGGGGCCCCCGGCUUCCUAGGGCGGCCCCAGCAUCCGAGGCGCCCUUUGCCGUCCCGUCGCCGGGUCCAGGAUUCCCAGGAUCCGGAGUCCCGGCCGUGCGGCCAGCUAAGCAAGGAGGGAGAAAGGAAGCUGGCUGGCCUCCGAAGUCAGCCCCAAGUUACAUGUGGGAAGCGGUGGCUGUGACGCAAGUUUCCAGGGGGCCCUGGGCUCGGCUCGAAGGGAGCACACCGGAGAGACUCCGCUCCGUGCAGUUGCAAUGGUGAAAAUGCAGAAGCCCCAAGCGCGAACCCCAGGCCGCCUUCCUUGCGGCCGCUGCACGCCCGACCCAGCCGCGCCCCCUCCUCCCUGCGGGCCGGCCGAGCGCGCGGACCCUGCUCUGGGCAGUCGCUGCUGGACCCCGGGCUGCACGGGCUGGGCUCCCUGCGCGGUGGCUGGCCUUUUUUUUUUUUUUUUUGCAACGCUUGCCAACCUGUCAGCUGAUGGACCUCAUCACCCAUAGUGGCGCAUGUAGCUCGGCCGCAGCUCCCUUCAUUCACGCCGCGCCCCCCAAGCCCGCCCGCGGCCCCCGGCCCCCUGUGCCCCGCGAGAGGUCUGCAGACCCCGGUUGCAGCCGGUCCCCGGGGGCCCGCGCCCCUCUCGCCCCGGCCUCGCGCCGCCUGGGGGGCGCUGCAAAUAGUCCUUUGUUUACAUGCAAUUCCUUACUCCGCGGAAGGAGGCCGGGGGAGUGCUGAGUUUUCACCAGCUGUUUCCCGCCUUGAAACAGACAUCUGAUCAGCUGCAAACACACACACACACACACACACACACACACACACACAUACACACGCCCGGGGAGGCAGGCCGGAGAGACCUCCCUCCCGCCCCUCCCGCCCGCCUCCCUCCCCUCGCCGCCGCCGCCGCCGCCGCCGCCGCCAGCAUCUGGGACCGGCCGAUUCUGCACCUCCGUCCGGCGCUGCCCUUUGAUUCGGAUUUCCAUCUUGCAUUCUCCGGCUGAUCGCGGGACCUGGCUCGUGCAGAGGAGGGGGGCCGAUCGCUAUGGAGUAUUUCAUGGUGCCCACUCAGAAGGUGCCCUCUUUGCAACAUUUCAGGAAAACAGAGAAAGAAGUGAUAGGAGGGCUCUGUAGCCUUGCCAACAUUCCAUUAACCCCCGAGACUCAGCGGGACCAGGAGCGGCGGAUUCGGCGGGAGAUUGCCAACAGCAACGAGCGGAGGCGCAUGCAGAGCAUCAACGCGGGAUUCCAGUCCCUCAAGACCCUCAUCCCCCACACAGAUGGAGAGAAGCUCAGCAAGGCAGCCAUUCUCCAGCAGACAGCCGAGUACAUCUUCUCCCUGGAGCAGGAGAAGACUAGGCUCUUGCAGCAGAACACACAGCUCAAGCGCUUCAUCCAGGAGCUGAGCGGCUCGUCCCCCAAGCGACGGCGGGCAGAGGACAAGGACGAAGGCAUAGGCUCCCCGGACAUCUGGGAGGACGAGAAGGCGGAGGACCUGCGGCGGGAGAUGAUUGAGCUGCGGCAGCAGCUGGACAAGGAGCGCUCGGUGCGCAUGAUGCUGGAGGAGCAGGUGCGCUCACUGGAGGCCCACAUGUACCCGGAAAAGCUCAAGGUGAUCGCGCAGCAGGUGCAGCUGCAGCAGCAGCAGGAACAGGUGAGGCUGCUGCACCAGGAGAAGCUGGAGCGAGAACAGCAGCACCUGCGGACCCAGCUUCUGCCCCCUCCGGCCCCCACCCACCACCCCACGGUGAUCGUGCCAGCACCGCCUCCUCCUCCCUCGCACCACAUCAACGUCGUCACCAUGGGCCCCUCCUCGGUCAUCAACUCUGUUUCCACAUCCCGGCAAAAUCUGGACACCAUCGUGCAGGCAAUCCAGCACAUCGAGGGCACCCAGGAAAAGCAGGAGCUGGAGGAGGAGCAGCGGCGAGCUGUCAUCGUGAAGCCCGUCCGCAGCUGCCCGGAGGCCCCCACCUCUGACACCGCCUCCGACUCCGAGGCCUCAGACAGCGACGCCAUGGACCAGAGUCGGGAGGAGCCGUCGGGGGACGGGGAGCUUCCCUGACUACCCCCCCAGCCCUCCUCUCCCUUCUGGGGGCUGGAGGGAGCCGGGGCAGCCACAGGGAGAGACGUGGGCGAAUGAGUGAGAAAUUUUUACAAAAUUACGACGUCAUUUGGGUCUCUUUUAUGACCUCUUUUUCAAUACUGUAAAUCGACCUUUGAACGAAGCCACUCAACCCGAGGUCCCGGGGCUGGGAUGUCGCAGAGCGUUGUGGGAGCAUCGGGACCCGGGCUGGGCCUCGGCCCCGGGGGCUGGGGGAAGCUGACACAGAGAUGCCUGGCCUCUCUCUGCCAAAAAGCAUUUUUUCCUUUAAAUAUGUUUUUUAAGAACAGGGAAAAUUAAACAAAACCCCAGGUUAUUUGUUCCCUGCCCAGAGCCGGCCUGGGAUUGUCAGCCUUCAAUCCCCUUUCCCUCCUCUUUUUGGGUUUUCUUCUUUCUCCUUUAAGCACUUACAUGGUUGGGGGUCAGACUAGGCUGGGGUGUUCUGGGGGCCCGGAGGUCUCCGUUGCUUCUCGGUUGGGGUUUGCUGCUGCUGUGCCCCCUUCCCCCUUCCCCAUCUUGGCACUAGAAUUCGCCACUCUCCCACCCCCCAGCCCCCACCUCUGCCUCCAGGUCUCAUCUUCCACCCCAAAAAUGUCUGUCUCUCUCUUUUUGUUUUGUUUGUUGUUGGUUUUUUAUUUUUUUUGGUUUGCUUUCUGUUUUUUUUUUUUUUUUUUUUUUUUUAUAAUUUUGAGGUCUUCGUGUUCAAGGAGAAGCUAUUAUAUUUUGUUAAGAAAGUGGGGAGAAAAAAACCAAGAGGCCGCUGUGCCUUUGUAAAGAAACAAAAUAAAGUUUGUACUUUGUUUUUUA
This is a messenger RNA of Nomascus leucogenys (northern white-cheeked gibbon), 3446 nucleotides long. It is a transcript of the gene TFAP4, whose product is annotated as transcription factor AP-4. Gene Ontology annotation, biological process: regulation of transcription by RNA polymerase II. The record is from RefSeq and is a predicted model, not a curated record. Gene Ontology annotation, molecular function: protein dimerization activity; DNA-binding transcription factor activity, RNA polymerase II-specific; RNA polymerase II cis-regulatory region sequence-specific DNA binding. Lineage: Eukaryota; Metazoa; Chordata; Mammalia; Primates; Hylobatidae. Gene Ontology annotation, cellular component: nucleus.